Messenger RNA from Pungitius pungitius (ninespine stickleback), 3714 nucleotides. It is a transcript of the gene dgkb, whose product is annotated as diacylglycerol kinase, beta. Gene Ontology annotation, cellular component: plasma membrane. Bases 128 to 2056 code for a protein of 642 amino acids. The record is from RefSeq and is a predicted model, not a curated record. Gene Ontology annotation, biological process: intracellular signal transduction; diacylglycerol metabolic process; lipid phosphorylation. The transcript has 19 exons. Gene Ontology annotation, molecular function: calcium ion binding; ATP-dependent diacylglycerol kinase activity. NCBI's taxonomy places the organism in Eukaryota, Metazoa, Chordata, Actinopteri, Perciformes, Gasterosteidae.
CCACCCACCCCCAAACGUUCCUCUGCUGGCGGUGAACUCCGGCUCUGCAGCAGCGUGCGACGCCCCCGCUGCGUGCUGCUGACGGAGGUGGAAGGGGAAUGCUCAGCGGACGGAGGUGCGAGGUCCGAUGAGCGCGAUGAGCGGACAGGAGAAAUGGGUCACGCUGACCCCGGCUGAAUUCGCCCUGCUGCAGGAGUACGCUCAGUACUCGACCAAGAAGCUGAGGGAUGUGCUGCAGGAGUUCCAUGGAGAUGGUGUGUUGGCUAAAUACAAUCCGGAGGAGAAGCAGGACAUCCUCAGCCAGGACAUUGACUUUGAGGGCUUCAAGGUCUUCAUGCAGACGUUCCUGGAGAGCGAACUCCCCGAAGAGUUCUGCCGACACCUCUUCAUGACGUUCAGCAACAAGGGAGCCGAACCUGGCCCCUCGUCUUCCGACAGGCCCAGAGUCCCCGGGCUGAAGCUGAUCAAAGGCAGCUCGACCCCCGCGAGGGCCGCCUCCCCGCCCCCGCCUCUGGAGACGGUGCAGCUGAAGGACAUCGUGUGUUACCUCUCUCUGCUGGAGGGAGGGCGUCCCGAGGACAAGCUCGAGUUUAUGUUCCGCCUCUACGACACCGACGGCAACGGGUCCCUGGACAGCUCGGAGCUGGAGCACAUCAUCUCCCAGAUGAUGCAUGUGGCCGAGUACCUGGAAUGGGACGUGACCGAGCUGAAACCAAUCCUCCAGGACAUGAUGCAGGAGAUCGACUACGACCGCGACGGCACCGUGUCGCUGGAGGAGUGGAUCCAGGGGGGCAUGACCACCAUCCCGCUGCUGGUGCUGCUGGGCCUGGAGACGAACGUCAAGGAUGACGGGCAGCACGUGUGGAGGCUGAAGCACUUCAACAAGCCGGCCUACUGCAACCUGUGCCUCAACAUGCUGAUCGGACUGGGGAAGCAGGGGCUCUGCUGCUCAUUCUGCAAGUACACGGUCCACGAGCGCUGCGUGGCUCGCGCUCCGCCGUCGUGCAUCAAAACAUACGUCAAGUCCAAGAAGAACCCGGAGGUGCGUCGGGUUGGAGUGGAUGAGGCGCCUCUUCUCCUGCAGGGAUUAAAAAACGACCCAAUGUGCCACGGGGCGUUGCUAAUGGCCAGGACGAGUUGUGAUAUUUGUCCCGCUGUUCCAGAUAAGGCCAACCUGGACAGGAACCCCCCCGUGUGCAUACUUCCUCUGGGCACGGGCAACGACCUGGCCAGGUGUCUGCGCUGGGGAGGAGGCUACGAGGGCGAGAGCCUCCUGAAGAUAACGCGCGACAUCGAGAACAGUUCGGAGAUGAUGCUCGAUCGCUGGAAGAUCGACGUCACGCCCGCCGACAAGGAGGAGCGAGGGGACCCGGUGCCGUACAGCAUCGUGAACAACUACUUCUCCAUCGGAGUGGACGCCUCCAUUGCGCGUCGCUUCCAUGUGAUGAGGGAGAAGCAUCCUGAGAAGUUCAACAGCAGAACAAAGAAUAAGCUGUGGUACUUUGAGUUCGGCACUUCGGAAACCUUUUCGGCCACGUGUAAGAAGCUCCACGACUUCCUGGAGGUUGAGUGUGACGGUGUUACUUUGGACCUCAGCAGCAUCUCCUUGGAAGGCAUUGCCAUUCUCAACAUUCCCAGCAUGCACGGCGGGUCCAACCUUUGGGGUGAGAGCAAGAAGAGGAGGGGUAACCGCAAGGGGGGCAAAAAGAGCCAAGACAAGAGGGCACCAGUGCUGGACCCCAAGGAGCUCACGUUUGCAGUCCAAGACCUGUCCGACCACCUGCUGGAGGUGGUGGGGCUGGAAGGAGCCAUGGAGAUGGGUCAGAUCUACACCGGCCUGAAGAGCGCUGGGAGGCGCCUGGCGCAGUGCUCCUCCGUGACCAUAAGAACCAGUAAAUCGCUCCCCAUGCAGAUCGACGGGGAGCCUUGGAUGCAGACUCCCUGCACGAUCGAGAUCGUCCACAAGAACCAGGCCCCCAUGCUGAUCGGACCGCCGCAGUGCCGGAGCUUCCUCUCCUCCGUCAUCAGAAGGACGCGCUCCGAGAGCAAGGACUGAUCGCUUCAAGGGCUUUUUUUUUCUUCUUCUUUCCUCCGAGUCCUCUCGAGCUUCGAGGGGCGAAGCGGGCUCCGAGUCGAUUGUUGACGAGCGGGACGUCUCCGUUUGCCUGUUUGACCGCCCCCCCCUCCCCCCCCGGAGCCCAGAAAACAAACUGUGGGUUUUGUUGCGUGGAGGCGUCACGGGAGAAGACCCUCGUUCAAUGCUGGGGUCGGCGAGGUGCGUUUAGGGGCCGGCGCGCAGAGUAGUUUAGCUCCAAAAAUACCGAAGCUAUUUUGGGAAGUCCGAUUUUCUAAUGGUCUGUUUUUAUUUUUGCUGUUGUGAUCUGUGGCAUGUACAGGGGGAAACCCCCCCCCCCCCCACUGAUGAAUGUGUUUUUGUGAUACGAUGUAUCUAUUUAUUUAUUCAUUAUUUGCUGCCAUUUUUUUUUUUUUGACAUUUGCAUACCCCAUGAUGCAUGAUGGAGUGAGAAAGAUGCUGCUGCUGUCGAAGCUGACAUAUCUGGAGCUUUCGGGCUGUUAAGCAGUAAGUUUGCUCAGCAUUUCUUCAGCGCUUCACUGGCGAAUGGCUUCAAGUAGUAAAAAAGACAGAGAGUCACGUUUUGCUUUCUUCUUAAAACGGUUCCUGCAAGUCAUCCUUGUCACGUGAUUGAUCUGCCACGUUGCUGCUCCGUCAGUGCAAAGAUUAGGAGUGAUUAUUGAUCUUCAUGAAAAAUGCAUGACACUCUUUGUUUUAUGUUGCACGAGAGAUUUUCCAGACAGCUUUACCAAUACUGCGCACACUUUCUGUCUCACGAGGGACCAAGAUCUGUUUUGACACUUGUGAAAAUUGAUCUUUUUUUAGGAUUCUACGUCUUCAGUGCUGCUCGGUUUGACCAUAUCAUACUUUAUAAGAUGGCUGCAUUUUUAUGAGAUCCUGUAUUUUACCUUAGCAGGUUCGCAGGUACUUUCAAAGUGGAUAAAAGCAUCAGAAAAAAAAAAUCUUGUGUUCAAUCGGACUGUAUGUUGUUACAGUAACUGUAUUGUUGGAUAUGCACAAGAGGCAGUUUGAGUGGUCAUUGAUUUGCUCCGAUGUGUACGGUUGAGUGUUUGCAGUUCGUUGCGCAUUAAAGCAUGCAUUGACCAAUUAAGGUCUAAAAACAAAAUGACUAUUGACAUUCAUGUACAAACUCGAUUUAAAGAAGAAAUACUGAAAAUCAAUCUCAUCCAAUAAUUACACUUUCGAGAGGCUUUUCCCAGCCACUAACGUGCACACACAAAGGAAUGAAUGAUGCACCUUUUUACUAAAUAAAAAGUAAUUCAUUAGAUAUUACACAAAAGCACUUUUAUCUCAUUCAGUCCCACCAAACAGAUUUUAGAGAAUGUGUUAGUGACAACCAGCAUGACACACAAUUGGUAAAUGUUUUGUUUUUAACCGAAUCACACUCCUUUCAGUCAUUAAAAAGUGCCAUACACCGGUGGAGACGGAUCCGAGUGUCCCCUCUCUUUGCUUUUUUGUACAGUGAGGUUGUAUUUUUGUAACACAGUAUUUUUUAUUUUUCUGCUUAAUGCUUUUACUCUAGAACUAGCACCAUGUUGUUCUGCCUAACAACAAAUACUGCCUGCCAAUGUUGAAUGGGAAAAGUGAUAAUGGAUGUAAUAAUAAAAAAAUAAAUAAAC